UGGCGCCUAGUGUUUGGCGCAUGCUCCUUGAUGCCCUGCGGCGCGACGCUCCGAGGCUCGGGAACGCGCACGCAACUCGUCGCCGUUGGCUGACUUCCGGUGAUGCCAAAGCCGUUUCCGCGGAAUCAGGCUGGCUGGUGAGGGUGCAGAAUGGAACAAAAGUGGGACUUUUAAAAUGUUGCCCUGUAAGAAGAGACGAACUGCAGUGACAGAGUCCUUACAGCAUAAAGGCGAUCAGGAGGAAAACAGUGUAGGCCUAGAAUCAGCUGUUCAACCAGAAUCUGACCAGGUAAAGGACUUGAGGUCAGUGUCACUGUCCUGGGAUCCAGGUCAUGGCCGAGUAGCUGGCUUUGAAGUACAAUCUGUGCAGGAUGCAGGAAAUCAGCUUGGUAUGGAAGAUACAUCUCUGAGCUCUGGGAUGCUCACCCAGGACACAAGUGUACCUAUUCUAGAAGGUGUUGAUGUGGCCAUCUCUCAGGGAAUUACGCUACCUUCGUUGGAGUCUUUUCACCCUCUUAAUAUACGCAUUGGUAAAGGAAAACUCCAGGCUACUGGCUCAAAGAGAGGGAAGAAAAUUACACUCCGGCCCGGGCCAGUUACCCAAGAAGACAGACGUGAUCAUCCUAUCCUAAAGGAGCCUUUUUCAGGAGAGCCUAGUGAAGUAGUCAAGGAAGAAGGAGGAAAACCUCAAAUGCAUUCUGAAGGGGAGAUACCUUCACUGCCACUAGGCAGCCAAUCUGUAAAACCAGGAACCCAGCCCAGGAAAUCAACCCAGCUAGAUGUUUGUGCCUUUUCUCAAGAAAAGCCACCUAGGACUCUGAUUCACCAACCUGACGAAGAGAUAGAAGAUGGUGGACUCUUUAUUCCAAUGGAAGAACAAGACAAUGAAGACAGUGAGAAAAGGAGAAAAAAGAAAAAGGGUACCAAGAGGAAACGAGAUGGAAGGGGUCAAGAGGGGAACUUGGCUUGUGACCUGAAACUGGAUGACAUGCUGGACCGUACCUUGGAGGAUGGUGCCAAGCAGCACAAUCUAACAGCGGUCAAUGUCCGAAACAUUCUUCACGAAGUGAUCACAAAUGAACAUGUGGUAGCUAUGAUGAAAGCAGCCAUCAGUGAGACAGAAGAUAUGCCAAUGUUUGAGCCUAAAAUGACACGCUCUAAACUGAAGGAAGUAGUGGAAAAAGGAGUGGUAAUUCCAACAUGGAAUAUUUCACCAAUUAAGAAGGCCAAUGAAAUUAAGCCUCCUCAGUUUGUGGAUAUCCACCUUGAAGAAGAUGAUUCCUCAGAUGAAGAAUAUCAACCAGAUGAUGAAGAAGAAGAUGAAACUGCUGAAGAGAGCUUACUGGAAAGUGAUGUUGAAAGCACUGCUUCAUCUCCACGAGGGGCAAAGAAAUCCAGAUUGAGACAGUCUUCUGAGAUGACUGAAACAGAUGAGGAAAGCGGCAUAUUAUCAGAGGCUGAGAAAGUCACCACACCAUCCAUCAGGCACAUCAGUGCUGAGGUAGUGCCUAUGGGGCCCCCGCCCCCUCCAAAGCCGAAACAGACCAGAGAUAGUACUUUUAUGGAGAAGUUACAUGCGGUAGAUGAGGAGCUGGCUUCCAGUCCAGUCUGCAUGGAUUCUUUCCAGCCCAUGGAUGACAGUCUCAUUGCAUUUCGAACCCGUUCUAAGAUGCCUCUGAAAGAUGUUCCCCUGGGCCAACUAGAGGCAGAGCUCCGAGCUCCAGACAUUACUCCAGAUAUGUAUGACCCCAAUACAGCAGAUGACGAGGACUGGAAGGUGUGGCUAGGGGGACUUAUGAAUGAUGACGUGGGGAAUGAAGAUGAAGCAGAUGAUGAUGAUGAUCCAGAAUAUAAUUUCCUGGAAGACCUUGAUGAACCAGACACAGAGGAUUUCCGGACUGACCGGGCAGUAAGAAUCACGAAAAAGGAAGUAAAUGAGCUGAUGGAAGAGCUGUUUGAAACUUUCCAAGAUGAAAUGGGAUUCUCCAACAUGGAAGAUGAUGGCCCAGAAGAGGAGGAACGUGUGGCUGAGCCUCGACCUAACUUUAACACCCCUCAAGCUCUACGGUUUGAGGAACCACUGGCCAACCUGUUAAAUGAACAACAUCGGACAGUGAAGGAGCUAUUUGAACAGCUGAAGAUGAAGAAAUCUUCAGCCAAACAGCAGCAGGAGGUAGAGAAGGUUAAACCCCAGAGUGAGAAAGUUCAUCAGACUCUGAUUCUGGACCCAGCACAGAGGAAGAGACUCCAGCAGCAGAUGCAGCAGCACGUUCAGCUCUUGACCCAAAUCCACCUUCUUGCCAACUGCAACCCCAAUCUCAAUUCGGAGGCCAGUACCACCAGGAUAUUUCUUAAAGAGCUGGGAACCUUUGCUCAAAGCUCCAUCGCCCUUCACCAUCAGUACAACCCCAAGUUUCAGACCCUGUUCCAACCCUGUAACUUGAUGGGCGCUAUGCAGCUUAUCGAAGACUUCAACACACAUGUCAGCAUUGACUGCAGCCCUCAUAAAACUGUCAAGAAGACUGCCAGUGAAUUUCCCUGUUUGCCAAAGCAAGUGGCUUGGAUCCUGGCCACAAACAAGGUUUUUAUGUAUCCAGAGUUACUUCCAGUGUGUUCCCUGAAGGCAAAGAAUCCCCAGGAUAAGAUCCUCUUCACCAAGGCUGAGGACAAUUUGUUAGCUUUAGGACUGAAGCAUUUUGAAGGGACUGAGUUUCCUAAUCCUCUGAUCAGCAAGUAUCUUCUAACCUGCAAAACUGCCCGACAACUGACAGUAAGAAUCAAGAACCUCAACAUGAACAGAGCUCCGGACAACAUCAUUAAAUUUUAUAAGAAGACCAAACAGCUUCCAGUCUUAGUAAAAUGCUGUGAAGAGAUCCAACCACAUCAGUGGAAGCCACCUAUAGAGAGAGAAGAACACCGGCUCCCAUUCUGGUUAAAGGCCAGUCUGCCAUCCAUCCAGGAAGAACUGCGGCACAUGGCUGAUGGUGCUAGAGAGGUAGGAAAUGUGACUGGAACCACGGAGAUCGGCUCAGAUAGAGGCCUAGAGAAAGACAACUCGGAGUUGGGGAGUGAAACUCGGUACCCACUGCUAUUGCCUAAGGGUGUAGUCCUGAAACUGAAGCCAGUUGCCAACCGUUUCCCCAGGAAGGCUUGGAGGCAGAGGCGUUCAUCAGUCCUGAAGCCCCUCCUUAUCCAGCCCAGCCCCUCUCUCCAGCCUAGCUUCAACCCUGGGAAAACACCAGCCCGAUCAACUCAUUCAGAAGCCCCUCCAAGCAACGUGGUGGUCCGAAUUCCUCACCUGAUCCAGCCAGCCACUGUCUUACAGACAGUUCCAGGCGUCCCUCCACUGGGGGCGAGUGGAGGUGAUGGUUUUGAGUGUCCUGCAGCACUGCCUGCUCUGCCCCCUGAGGCCAGGACCAGCUUCCCUCUGUCUGAGUCCCAGACGUUGCUCCCUUCUGCCCCUGUGCCCAAGGUCAUGCUGCCCUCUCUUGCCCCUUCUAAGUUUCGAAAGCCAUACGUGAGACGGAGACCCUCAAAAAGAAGGGGAGCCAAGGCCUCUCCCUGUAUGAAACCUGCCCCUGUUAUCCAUCCUGCACCUGUUAUCUUCACUGUUCCUGCUACCACUGUGAAGAUUGUGAGCCUUGGCAGCGGCUGUAACAUGAUCCAGCCUGUCAAUGCAGCUGUGGCCCAGAGUCCCCAGACUAUUCCCAUCACCACCCUCUUGGUUAACCCUACUUCGUUCCCCUGUCCAUUGAACCAGCCGCUUGUGGCCUCGUCUGUCUCACCCUUAAUUGUUUCUGGCAAUUCUGUGAAUCUUCCUAUACCAUCCGCCUCUGAAGAUAAGGCCCAAGUGAAUGUGGACAUUGCUUGUGCUGUGGCUGAUGGGAAAAAUGCCUUUCAGGGCCUAGAACCCAAAUUAGAGCCGCAGGAAGUAUCUCCUCUUGCUGCUACUGUUUUCCCCAAAGUGGAACAUAGCCCAGGGCCUCCACCAGCAGAUACAGAGUGCCAAGAAGGAUUGUCAGAGAACAGUGCCUAUCACUGGACUAUUGUGAAAACAGAGGAGGGAAGGAAAGCUCUGGAGCCACUGCCUCAGGGCAUCCAGGAGUCUCUAAACAACUCUACCCCUGGGGUUUCAGAGGAAAUUGUCAAGAUGGAACCCGAAGAUCCUGGAGAAAAAAUCAGUGGAUCCCCAGAGCAUGACAUUUGUGAUGACAUUAAAGAGGAACAUGCUGUGGAAUUAGACACUGGCACCCCAAGUGAGGAGUUGAGCAGUGCUAGAGAAGUAAAUAAACAGACGGUCUUACAGAAGGAAGAGGAGAGGAGUCAGCCAACUAAAACUACUUUAUCUUCUCAAGAGCCCCCUGAUGAAGGAGUCUCAGGGACAGAUGUGAGCAAAGGAUCAUCAAAGAAUGCUUCUUCCUUGAUGGAUCCUGAAGGGAUGCUUAGUAGCCCCCAAGGGAAGCCAGAAGACUCAUCCAGUGUUGAUGGUCAGUCAGUGGGGACCCCCGUUGGGCCAGAAAUUGGAGGAGAGAAGAAUGGGCCAGAGGAAGAGGAAGAAGAGGACUUUGAUGACCUCACCCAAGAUGAGGAAGAUGAGAUGUCAUCAGCUUCUGAGGAAUCUGUGCUUUCUGUCCCAGAACUCCAGGAAACAAUGGAGAAACUGACUUGGCUAGCAUCUGAAAGGCGCAUGAGUCAGGAGGUUGAGUCUGAAGAAGAGAAUUCUCAGGAGGAGAACUCUGAGCCAGAAGAAGAGGAAGAAGAAGAAGCAGAAGGAAUGGAAAGCCUGCAGAAAGAGGAUGAAAUGACUGAUGAAGCAGCUGGGGACUCUGCUGAGAAGCCUCCUUCUACUUCUGUGUCACCUGAGACUGCUCCAGAAGUGGAGACCAGCAGAACCCUGCCAGGAGAGAACAUCAAAGCUGCUGGAAAGGGCCGGAGCAAGCAUCGAGCUCGCAACAAGCGGGGAAGUCGGGCUCGGGCCAGCAAGGACACCUCCAAGCUGCUGUUGCUGUAUGAUGAGGACAUUCUCGAGCGAGAUCCACUCAGGGAGCAGAAGGACUUGGCCUUUGCUCAAGCUUAUCUGACCAGGGUACGAGAAGCCCUACAACAUAUCCCUGGCAAGUAUGAGGACUUCCUUCAGGUCAUCUAUGAAUUUGAGUCAAGUACCCAGAGACAGACAGCUGUAGAUCUCUACAAAAGCCUGCAAAUUCUGCUCCAAGAAUGGCCUCAGCUGUUGAAAGACUUUGCCGCUUUCCUGUUACCCGAACAAGCUCUGGCCUGUGGAUUAUUUGAGGAGCAGCAGGCUUUUGAGAAGAGCCGCAAGUUCCUUCGGCAGCUGGAGAUCUGCUUUGCAGAGAACCCCUCACACCACCAGAAGAUCAUCAAGGUCCUCCAAGGCUGUGCAGACUGCCUUCCCCAGGAGAUCACCGAGCUUAAGACACAGAUGUGGCAGCUUCUCAAGGGCCAUGACCACCUACAGGAUGAGUUCUCUGUCUUCUUUGACCACUUGCGCCCAGCAGCUAGCCGGAUGGGUGACUUUGAAGAGAUCAAUUGGACUGAGGAGAAGGAGUAUGAGUUUGAUGGCUUUGAAGAAGUGGCGCUUCCUGAUGUGGAAGAAGAGGAGGAGCCCCCCAAGAUACCCACAGCCUCAAAGAACAAAAGAAGAAAAGAGAUUGGGGUCCAAAAUCAUGAUAAGGAGACUGAGUGGCCAGACGGGGCCAAGGACUGUGCCUGCUCCUGCCAUGAAGGAGGUCCAGAUUCCAAGCUGAAGAAGAGCAAAAGGAGGAACUGUAGCCACUGUGGCAGCAAGGUCUGUGACAGCAAAUCCUACAAGAGCAAGGAGCUCCAUGAGUUGGUGGGCAGCAGCCCCCACCAAGAGGCUAGUCCUAUGCCUGGUGCUAAGGACGCGGGGCAGAGCAAGGAUGUGAUGGAAGAGGAAGUCCCAGAGGAGCGGGAGAGCAGUGAGGCCACCCACAGCAGGACUGUCAGGACCACCAGAAAGGGAGAGACGCCCGUUUCAGGAUUGGCAGUGGGGGGCACUUUGCCGUCCCCUCGAGAAGUGACUCUUACAGAGCGGCUCCUGGAUGGCCCACCACCUCAUUCACCAGAGACUCCUCAGUUUCCCCCCAAAACUGGAGCUGUACUAUACACUGUUAAGAGAAACCAGGUUGGGCCUGAGGUUCUCCCCUGCGCCAAGGCAUCCCCCAGACUUCAGAAAGAGAGAGAGGGCCAAAAGGCCGUGGGUGAGUCAGAGGCUUUGAUGCUGGUCUGGGAUGCAUCCGAAACUGAGAAAUUGCCUGGUACCGUGGAAACCCCCGCUUCCUUCCUGAAUCCUGUUUCCUCAAAGACCAGAGAUGCAGGGAGAAGACAUGUGUCCGGGAAACCAGAGACUCAAGAGAGAUGGCUGCUCUCAAGCAGAGCUAGGGUGAAGACAAGAGACAGGACGUCCCCUGUUCAUGAAUCUCCAUCAGGAAUUGAUACCUCAGAGACUUCUCCCAAAGCCCCUAGAGGGGGUUUGGCUAAAGACAGUGGAACACAGGGCAAGGGUCCAGAGGGGGAGCAGCAGCCAAAGGCCACAGAAGCUACAGUGUGUGCCAACAACAGCAAGGUCAGCUCCACGGGGGAAAAGGUGGUCCUGUGGACAAGGGAAGCUGACCGUGUGAUCCUCACCAUGUGCCAGGAGCAAGGGGCACAGCCACAGACCUUCAGCAUCAUCUCCCAGCAGCUGGGAAAUAAGACCCCUGCUGAGGUUUCCCACCGUUUUCGAGAACUCAUGCAGCUCUUCCACACUGCCUGUGAGGCCAGCUCUGAGGAUGAGGAUGAUGCGACCAGUACCAGCAAUGCAGACCAGCUCUCUGACCAUGGGGACCUUCUAUCUGAAGAGGAGCUGGAUGAAUGAGACUCUGGGAAUGCUUGGGUAUCAGCUACACAGGACCAAACCCAACAGGCGCCCUGACACCAGCGAGGAGGGGAGCUGCACUCUCCCUGUACAACCCUUGCACCCGGUUUACAAAGCUGGACGGCAGGGGCCCAGGACGAGGACAAAGGCUGGAGGUUGGAGCCGGGCCCAGGGGCUGUGCCAUCCUGGGCAUCCUUCAAGGUCUUUUAUGAAAACCUUACGGAUGUGCUCUGUAAAUAGCAUCGAGUGAGAGUGGAGCUCAGGUCCUUUCUCUACCUUUUUUUGCUCUGACGGCAUAUAUUUAUUGUUCUGUGGUCUAAUCACAGGGUUUCUAAACGUAGUAAGUGCGUAUGUUGGUGUCGCUAGUCUUGCCACACAGCUUCUCUGCACAGAGACCUGCAUCCAGCCGUUGUUACUGCCAGCUAGCGCCUCCCCAACACUGGGAACUUGAGUCCACGAGGCUGUCAGUCAGUCACCGUCCCGGUAGCACUGGGCCAGGCUUCGCAGCUCCUGCAGCAGCUCUGCUACGUCGUCGUGCUCCACUCCGGCAUCCAUGAAGCUGGCCCAGCGCCGCACAUCGAGUUUGGUGAGGUCUCCGGCCAAGGCUUCCAGAGUCCGGUGCAGGGACGAAGAGGAACACAGUGCCCCAAACACUGGGAUGCUCUCCACUGCUGUGGAGGGAGAGAGAAGCCAGACCUGUAGGUGGAUUAUUCUACCCCAGGGCUCUGUCAAACUGAUAAGGAAGUCCACCCUUGGCAGUCUUGAUUGUAAACUCAGUAAAUUUUGUGUACUGCCCCCCUUAGUACACCAGUACUCCAGAGGAAGAACACUUCUUGGGAGCCAUAGGGUGAAUAAAGGAAUGGUUAACUGUGG
Messenger RNA from Saimiri boliviensis boliviensis (Bolivian squirrel monkey), 7768 nucleotides. It is a transcript of the gene GON4L, whose product is annotated as gon-4 like. Gene Ontology annotation, molecular function: transcription coregulator activity. The record is from RefSeq and is a predicted model, not a curated record. Lineage: Eukaryota; Metazoa; Chordata; Mammalia; Primates; Cebidae. Gene Ontology annotation, biological process: regulation of DNA-templated transcription. Gene Ontology annotation, cellular component: nucleus.